AUGACCUCCAACGCGUACGAUUACGCCCCGCACUCCCAACCGCAUAACGACAACCGACACAAUUACAACGUACCCUCCCCCAACCCCUCCUUGCUGGAUGACAGGCACGGCACGCCGUUGAGCUCUCACUCGCCAGCCGGCUCGACGGUGCCCCUGCGCCCCGAAAGCGCGUACGGCGGCCACUCGCGCGAUGACCCAUCCUACCCUGCUUACGCGCACUACGAGAUGCCCGCCGCGCCGAUUCAACGUACCCCGAGCCAGCCUAAUGACCUUAAGCACGGCGAGCUGCCGGACGGAUGGACAAAGGAGGACGAGGAGGACGAGAAAGAGUUCCUCAAGGCUGGACUGUUCCGCUGGCGCGACCUGUACGCGUGGCGUUUCUGGAUCCGCCUUGAGUGGUGGUACUGGUAUAUCAUCCUGAUCGUGUGUACAGUCCUCGUCAUCCUCAUGACCGUGUACCACGAUCAGCUGGUCAAAUGGCUUACUCCGGCCGCGGAGUGGAUGCGCGACCUCCCAGCCGGAUGGACCAUUCCGAUUGCCAUCAUGUUCGUCAUCUCCUUUCCCCCCUUGUUCGGACACGAGAUCGUCGCAAUCAUCUGCGGUAUCGUGUGGGGCCUCUGGAUCGGUUUCGGCAUUGUCGCCGCCGGCACCCUGGCUGGCGAGAUUGGCAACUACUACGCGUUCAAGUACUGCCUGCGCUCGCGUGCCGAAAAGUACGAGAACAAGAACAUCACAUACCACUGCCUGUCGUAUGUGAUGCGCGAAGGUGGUUUCUGGAUCGUCUUCAUGGCCCGUCUCUCCGCCAUCCCAGGCCACUUGACUACGGCCGUGUUCGCGACGUGCGGCAUGCCCUUUUGGAUCUUCCUCACUGCGACUGUCCUCACGCUGCCCAAACAGCUCGUUACUGUCUAUCUCGGUGUGCUCAUCCUCAACAAAGACAGGAGCACAAAGUCCAAGAUUAUCUCGUACGCCGUCUUGGCCGUUGGCUUCCUCGUGACCAUCUACGCCGCCUGGUACAUCUGGCACCACAUGCACAAGGUGCGCGUGCACGUCUGGCGUAUCCGACGCAUGCAGAUGGCGAGCCGCGGCAUCGCUCUCGGUGAAGUCGGGUACGCACGCGACCCCGACGAGGCUGAGGUGUCCACUCCUAUCCUCUCGACCCACCCCCACCGCAGCUCGACCAAGCAUGGCGGCCUCGGCGUGCCUGUGGGCGCUUUCGACCGCGACCGUGCAUCCUACGUCAACCCCUACGAUAUCAGAUACGACCGCGAAGGCGACAUGAGCAUCUACCACGUCGACGCGAUGACCGAGCGUGUCCACCUUGAGGAGGACAUCGCGGACCGCAUGCGUCGCGCACGCUCGCCACCUCCAGCCGUGCCAGCCGUGCCAGCCAUGCCGCAGCAGUACAGGCCACAACCUGGGUUCCCGCAGGCUGCACCGAGUGGGCUCACGCGCGAGCCGUCCUCAGCGAGCUUCUACCAGCCCGCCACACAACCACUAGCCAUCCCUUCAGCAUUCCCCGUUGCUGCACCCGCACCAGCAGCGCACGAGCAUUACGGUGGGCGGAUCUAG
Cutaneotrichosporon cavernicola is the source of this 1572-nucleotide messenger RNA. RefSeq lists its product as uncharacterized. The transcript has 4 exons. Lineage: Eukaryota; Fungi; Basidiomycota; Tremellomycetes; Trichosporonales; Trichosporonaceae. The record is from RefSeq and is a predicted model, not a curated record. The coding region runs from base 1 to 1572 and encodes 523 amino acids.